CCGCAUUGUCUCUCUCUUUGUGCGGGUGCUGGGUUUUUUUGUUCCGUUCGUCUCGCCCUAGGGCUGUGCCGUGCCAUGGAAGGCUGGCAGGUGUCCUGGCAACAGAGUCUAGGCAGCCCUUUUCCUGCUGUCCCUGAAGCAGGGAGUAGAGGAGGCAGCAGCUGCUGCUAGGUGUGCAUUGCACUCUCCCCACUGCUGCAGCCACCUCAGCCCUCUCCUCCCCUGCUUCCCCCUUUCACCAGCUUGUGGAUAAACAAAAGGAGGAUACUGUCUCCACCCUGCUCCUUGUCUGUAUCUCACAGCUCUCAAUGCAGACGGGGCACAUUUAGGGUGUUAGGGCAGGAGAGGCAGACACACACACACACAGACUGCAAGAGGAAUGAUGCUUGAAUCCAUCCGUGUCACUGAAAAACUUCACUGGCCUGAGCAAGAGCUCUCUAAAAAGUCAGUCUUAAAUCCAGAAGAACAUAAGCUGACCAUUAAGAAUGAAAGCAGUCUUCAGCACCUGUCCUCUGGAAUCCUUAAGGAUAUUUUCACAACGGGAACCAGUAGCUACAAUGUCCUUCUGCAAAGCAAAGAGGAGAAAAAACACCACUCUCAAAAGCUGUCAUCUGCCCACCACAAGAGGCACAGAAAGUGCACCAAGUCUUCUACUACCUCACGAAGCAACGAGCACCGCAAGAUCAAAGUCCCACUGCCUUUGCUCAGCAGUGGUUGGUAUUGCAUGAACAGGCAGCCAUCCAUCUUUAUUGCUAGCCCAGUGUCUAGCAGUGUAAAGUUUACACACAGUAUUUCUGUUGCAGGGAACAGCAUAGGACUGCCACCUCGACCCAAAAGCAAGGCUAAGAGACAUUAUUUUUCUAGUCUAACAAAGCCAAAGCAGCCUCAGUUGUCAAAAAGCCAUGGUAAAGAGGUAGAUGUCUCUGGCCGAAAACUCUGUAUACUAACUGCCAUCAAGCCUUCCAAUGUGGAAAAAGAGAAGAUUAAAUUCUUCAAGUCCAAUUUUACCUAUAAUCCUCAGUUUGAAUAUGCAAAUCCUGCAUUGCCAAAUGUGUUAGCUAAGCACAGCCAAGCAUCCAACAAGUUUCUUAAACAGUCUGUCAGUAUUAUGGAACGGACAUUGCAGAAAUAUGGAAGCUAUGAAAAGUUCGAGCAGGCUACAGGAGGCAGCCUGCUACCAAAAAGUCGCAUUUGGAAUCAUGUCAGGAAAUACAUGGUGAAAGAAGGCUGCCUUGGUGAGAUUGUAGUUCAUCUCACUGAGGACCUGCUUUCUCGUGCCUCAAUGACAGUGGUGAAUGGCCGCCCAACUCUGACUAUCAAUGUUUCCACUGCACGUGAGCACUGGCUAGAAGGGAUGCUGAGGCAUGAAAUAGGAACUCAUUAUUUUCGAGGUAUUAACAACAACAGCCAGCCUUGGUGCAAUUGGCAUGGACGUAAAAAGCUUGGGUUAAAGCCAAUCAACCCUACCGAGGAAGGCCUGGCGAGUAUUCACAGUGUCCUGUUCCGAAAAGACCCCUUUCUAUGGAGGGCUGCCCUUCUCUACUACACUGUCUAUCAAGCUAGCCAAAUGUCCUUCAGUCAACUCUUCCAGGAUGUGGGGAGAUUUGUCAAGGACCCCAACACUAGGUGGGAUUACUGUGUACGAGCCAAGAGGGGGUGGAUUGAUACUUCCCAGCCAGGCUGCUUCAGUAAGGAUCAGGUAUACUUGGAUGGCAUCCUCCAAAUCCUAAGAUACAGGGAGUCUAUCGAUUUCCACUUGCUGAUGGCUCUUGGAAAGGUCUCUUACGAGGAUGUGGAUCGCUUGAAGGAAUUUGCGGUGAUGGAGAACAUGAGAGUACCACACUUCUUGCAGGACCAUAUCAGAUACAUGGAACAUUUGGAAAAGAUCAUGGAGGUGAAUGAGCUGACUGACCAAGAGCUCCAGGAUCUCAUAGUGUAACAGUCAGUCAAUCUCUUACCAGAAAUCUGUUCUGUAUGCAGCCGGUUAUACAGAACUGGACUUCACCACAGCUUGCAAAACUAGAAUGAAUCAACUUUUGUUUUAUUUUCUGGCAAAAAUCUAGACUAUUUAGAUUUGUUAAUUUUUUUUUUUUUUUUUUUUAAAUUCAAACCUCAGACUAUCGAUUCAGGAAUGUUUCUUUGAAAAAAAAAAAAAAAAAAAAAAAAAAGAGUUCUUUGAGAUUCUUUCCUCACUCCUAUAAUAUAUAUUGGUGGGUUUUUAAGGUUUUGUGCCUCUUCCAAAUUAAAUUAUGGAUUGAACAUAGGCACAUCAUUUAGGAUUUCCCGUGUAACUGGUCAGUCCCAUUGUCCCUUAAAUGUUCUGUACACUGAGCAAGAUCGUUUGAAAUGUCUUGCUUUUAUAAUAUGCUGCUUUUUAUUCUUUCUAAAGUCUGCAUUUUGUAAUUUUUCCCCCUUGGCUCACUCGCAUUGGCCUCAUUUCUGGUCACGGCCUUCACAACACUCCCCCACAGCAGCAAAAUUGUGGAACUACUACAGACUAUGCCACCAUUUUCUUAACUCUACCCCAUUGUAUAUUGCUUCCCUCCUUGUAAGAUCACAAUGUGCAGACACAUGCCUUACACAACAGUAUUGUAGUUUGGACAUGCGAGAAAGGCGAUUUCCACACUUCACGUUUCAAAUAGCAGCAGUUAAGGUUGCUGUGUAAAUGGCUGUAAACAGACUAGAAAGUUGCCCUCUUCCUCCCAAGAGGGGUUGUGCUGUUGCAGCAUUGAAUAUAUGCCUUUCACUGUCCUCCUCUGGCUUGUACAGUACAGGUUUCAAGAGGAUGAGCUGCAGGAAAGGGCCUUUUUUUGCCCUUGAGGACCCAUUUAGCAAAUGGAACGUGUUAGUGGUUUGGAAGAAGGACUGGGCUGAACUGAGUUUUCUGACUAAUGUACAUAGUGAAUCCAGAUAUGGGGCCAUAUUUCAUUUCAAAAAGUGAAAGCUCCCCUUCGCUCUAGCGCCUGAACCCUGUGUGGGUUUGGUUACUUGGAGUGGUUUUGGCCCUAAUGCUGCCAGGAGCUCUGGCCUCAUGGAGCUCACUGCUGGACUGGGAACUUUAAUGGGUGGGGGACAAAAUUCACAAGUGCCCUACUCCAAUAUUCAAAGCACCUGAAGAGUUCUGGCACACCUAAGCAGCCUGAGCUCUGUUUUGAAUGUGGGUUCCAUACAAAACAAGUAGCGAAAGCACAGAAUUGUAGGGUCAUCUAUUCAAACUAAUAACUUAGGCAAGGCAAGAGGGUUGUUCACUACAGAGACCACAUUUUCUGAGUCCAGAGUAUUAGAAAAGCACUAAUAGUGGCUCCCUAGCACAUGAUGAAUCGAGCUUUGCACCUGCAGUAUUGGGCGUACUUUAAAUUCAGAUAAUUUUACCAAGGCUAAAUGCAGCCGUUAGGCCCUUGGGUUUCUGGAAGAGUCUCAGACUCACAACUCCUUCCCUUGCACCUAUGGGCAGUGGGGACAGGAGCACCAUACUGCAGCUGUGAAAACAGUUCAGCUUGCUUCCCUACCCCCACAUGGGCUCAGCUCUGCUGCUCAGUGUGUUGUCAGAUGCGAGAAGAGAAUUGGAGCCAAAGUUCCACUCCUCUGCUUUGAAGAGGGAAUACUGGCCACAAUCUUCCCCUCCUCCCAUACAGCAGGCACUGCCCACAAUACGUGGAGCAUUAAUGCAGACACCAUGGGGGAAGUGAGGUCUGACUCCUCAGCAUGGCUGCAUCUGGCUCAAUGACAAUCCAGCCCCUGGCAUCAAGUUGUGUGGAACUUAGUGACUUUUGAUUAAGGAAUGGAAUAGCUUCCAAAGACUCUGACUUUACACCAAGUACGAUGGUGUCCAUUCCAGAUUUAAAGUUUAAACAACACAUUUUGUGACCAGUGAGAGGAAAAGAAAUCUCACCUAGCAUAGAGGUUUUGAAGUUUUUGAAUAACCCAUCAAGCCAGCUGCCUUUAAAGUACUAUUACAUAUCUGUGCUGUGGUGGCUGCCUGCUUGAAAAAAA
This is a messenger RNA of Chelonoidis abingdonii (Abingdon island giant tortoise), 3993 nucleotides long. RefSeq names its product microtubule associated tyrosine carboxypeptidase 2 (gene MATCAP2). The record is from RefSeq and is a predicted model, not a curated record. Lineage: Eukaryota; Metazoa; Chordata; Testudines; Testudinidae.